AUGUUCAUCUUACUGUGCUUCUCAGCUCUGUUUGUGGCAGUGUCAUAUGGUCUUCACUUUAAUCCAGAGGCUAAAUGGCCUACUUAUCCUUGCGGAUAUCCAAGCGAUGUGCCCUGCGGCGCAAACGAUGUCCCUCAGCCAGCGCGAUCUACCCAGGAAUGCCCCCAUGAAUACGGAUUCUUUGAAUCGCCACUAGCUACUCGCAGCGACUGUGGCAAAUACCGCCAAUGCGUGGAGGGUGUUGCCAUUGAAAAGGUUUGCCCAUCGGGCCUGGCUUUCAACCCGGAAAGUGGCCGAUGUGACUGGCCAGCUUUGGUACCCGCAUGCGAUGCUGAAGCAUUCCUUGGAUAUUCCUGUCCACCUGGAUCUGUCGACGAGUAUGGAUAUGACAUCACUGAGAACUUCGGUAUUCCCGGAAAGUGCUACUCCUUCAUCGCUUGCCACCGUGGUGGUGCCCGUUUACUCACCUGCGACCUGGGCUUCAAAUUCGACGUCUCUGUGAAUCGAUGCGUCAACUCA
This is a messenger RNA of Iphiclides podalirius (scarce swallowtail), 519 nucleotides long. The record is from the annotation of a GenBank genome assembly. NCBI's taxonomy places the organism in Eukaryota, Metazoa, Arthropoda, Insecta, Lepidoptera, Papilionidae.